This is a messenger RNA of Aplosporella prunicola CBS 121167, 1545 nucleotides long. RefSeq lists its product as uncharacterized. NCBI's taxonomy places the organism in Eukaryota, Fungi, Ascomycota, Dothideomycetes, Botryosphaeriales, Aplosporellaceae. The record is from RefSeq and is a predicted model, not a curated record. The transcript has 2 exons. Bases 496 to 1491 code for a protein of 331 amino acids.
ACCGCAUCGCUGUUCACAUUGUCUAUCUGCCCUUGCCUAUAUUCCUUCCUUUUUGGGAUAAGGUUAGUGGACCUCGGUGGAGUGGCGACGCCCUGCCAAAGCGUCCAAUGAGAACAAGUGCCACCCUUGCCGCCCGAGAGUGAUAGUAAGGCGAAAGCAGAAGAGGCUGAUGGUUCGACGAGAAUCAAGCCAGAUGAAACAGAUUUAAGCUCCUGCUAAGCAACCCGCCGGGGCCGCAGCGGCGCCUUGCGCUGGUGGUCGCGGGGAGGGGGCUGUGCGAGGCGGUGCACAAGCAUCUCUGGUUUCGUGAGACGAUCAACGCACCAGAUGGACGAGGGAUAACCAAGCGCUUAAACAUGUAUUUAAAGGCAAUGUCUACUUGGUGUGAGAUGUUUUGGAUUGCGUUUAUGUCCUUCUUUUAAGCCAGAGGUUUCCUAUCUUCCUUGUCGUUCAUUCUCUUUCUUGUCCGGAAAGCAUUAUACCUACUUAUUCGCCAUGAUCCGACUCAGCGGUUACGCCUUGACGCUUUUUAUCUCGACUGCCUUCGGCACUUUCGGGACCUACGGAACAGAUAUCUCAGCUGGCCUGGAUAUUGACGGUUCAUUCGACGUCCAGGGCUGGGAUGUGCUUCCGAAAUGUUGGUCGAACUGCAUCAGCAGCCAGAAAGCAAGCUGCGACUUCUGGGAUAUCUCUUGCCUGUGCCAAGCUAGCAAUGGGGACUUCCUUACCAAUGUCGUCAACUGCGCUCGAAAGAACUGCGACAGCCAUUUCGACGCCUCUCUUUUGAUCUCGCCUCUCGAGACCGCAUGCGCAAUCAUGGGCCAACCUAUCUCUGGGACUUGCAUCAGCAGCGCAUCGGCGGCGGCAACGGCAACCCUUGAAAUCGGUGCUUCCAUCGGCGCCUCCGCUGGUGCCUCUAUUGGUGCGUCCGCGGGUUUCUCUGCCGGCUUCUCUGCUGGCGGCUCUGGCGGCGCCUCCAUCACACAGACGGCCACGGCUGUCACCACCUAUGUCACUAGCAUGACAAGGACGACGACCGAUGCGGACGGUACAACCAUCUUUGUCAUCGAGACGGCUACAGUCUGUCCUGGAUCGACGACCAUAUUCGGCUCGGCCCUAUCCACAAUCGCUGCAUCGACGGGUGCGGGUGCGGGUGGCACGGCGGGUUGGAGCACCACAGUGAUGACCAGUGCCGCAGAAACGUCGGUUGCUUCCGUCGCCGAGACUACGACGGCCCAGGUUGCGAGCACGACGGCUGUAGUCGAAAGUACGGCGGCCGCUCCCCCGCCGGAGGAGACCACUGCACCUGUGGCAUCAUCGGACACAGGAUCUAGCGCAGGAACCAGUGUGACUGGAACUGGCACUGCAAGCCAAUCUCAGACCUCCGCUGCGCACAGCAGCCCAACCGCGACUCCGUUUGAAGGCUCGGCGGCCGUGUGGGGUAGUCGGUGGUACCUUGCUCUUUCUGGUAUACUUCUUGGGUUCCUCUGAGCGGGCGACUCGUAGAUGUCAAGUUCUUUUGAUGAUACCUCUGAAGAAUGACAG